UAGUUCCUUGUUCAUAACUUUAAAACCUUCAAGUGUAGCCGCCUCGCCGGAAUAUUCUCAGAUAGUCGCCGGAAUAUUACAAUCUCAUCCCUUUUCAUUCAAUCUAUGGCGGCCUUAACAUCUAUGGUCUUAUCAAAACCCUCUCUCCGCAACUCCAAUUCACUUUCUCUUUCUUCUUCUUCUUCCCAGAUUACCUCAUUUCCAAAUUUUAAACCCACUGUGAACCGAAAUCCCCAAUAUUCAUUCUCUCCUUGCAUCCGCUGCAAUCUGCGCAAAAUCCGAGAUCGAAUAGAGACGGUAAAGAACACCCAGAAAGUCGCAGAAGCAAUGAAACUGGUGGCCGCGGCAAAGAUUCGGAAAGCUCAAGAGGCCGUCAUCAAUGGCAGGCCCUUCGCCGAGGCCCUUGUCGAGGUUCUGUACAACAUCAACGAGCAGCUCCAAUCGGACGAUGUGGAAGUCCCUUUGACCGCCGUCCGGCCGGUGAAGAAAAUCGCCCUUGUUGUCGUCACGGGCGAUAGAGGCCUCUGCGGAGGUUUCAACAACGCUAUUCUGAAAAAAUCCGAGAAUCGUAUAAAGGAAUUGGUGGAUCUCGGCUUGGAUUACACCAUAAUUAGCGUCGGAAAAAAGGGGAAUACCUAUUUCCGACGAAGGGACGACAAAACUGUGGAUAGUUUUGUCGAAGGAGGCAGUUUUCCGACCGCAAAGGAGGCUCAGGUUAUAGCAGAUGAUGUUUUCUCGUUGUUUGUGAGUGAAGAGGUUGAUAAAGUUGAGCUUUUGUAUACAAAGUUUGUGUCUUUGGUUAAGUCCCAACCAGUAAUUCACACAUUGCUCCCAUUAUCUGCAAAAGGCGAGAUUCGAGAUGUGAAUGGAAACUGCAUUGAUGUAGAGGGAGAUGAGUUCUUUAGGUUGAGUACUAAGGAGGGGAAAUUGAGUGUAGAGAGGGAUCAUAGGGAAUCUAAAACUGUACCGAUUUCGCCUUAUUUGCAGUUCGAGCAAGAUCCUGCUCAGAUUCUUGAUGCAUUGAUGCCUCUUUACUUGAAUAGUCAGAUUCUGAAGGCACUUCAAGAGUCAUUUGCCAGUGAGCUUGCAGCGAGGAUGAAUGCUAUGAGUAAUGCUACCGAGAAUGCUAUCGAGUUGAAGAGAAGCCUUUCGGUUGCUUAUAAUCGGCAGAGGCAGGCUAAGAUCACUGGUGAGAUAUUGGAAAUUGUUGCUGGAGCGGAUGCACUUUCAUAGAAUCGUUUGUUUUGGAUCCUCGUUAUUAGAUGUUUGAAUCAUGUCAUUCAUGUGAGAUGUUUGUGGAGGGUUUGGAUAAAGAGAUUCUGAAUUGUACUUCGUUUUGAUUUCUUUAUCAAAUACAAAGUAAUUGCGAACAAUCUUCAUAAGUUGUGAAUUAUUCUUCACUUUGGUAGUGAUAUGAAGGUAGUUUUGCCCUCGUAAAGUGGAAGGUGAAAUUGAGCUGAUAUGAAGUUUCUUAUAACUUGUACAAAUAUGUUCAAGUUUUUGGUCCUAGUUGAUCUAGCAUUUGGAAACACCCAACAAGUCCAAACAAUGUUUGAGAGAUGUUUUCACACCCCUUGUGUGAUAUGCAGAAACAUCUCACUAUUUCUUAGAUUUCUUGAACUUUGCAUAAGGUGACCAAAAGAUCAGAUAAGUCGGCUGCAACUUGUGGGACAGGCCCUGUUUGAUAGCCAUGCUUGACGGCCACCAACCAUGGCUUCUAUACAGUGAAGCCAAAGAAGUCACCUUCAGCAUAAGAAUCUAUAUCACUUUUUUGUGUUAUUAUUAUUAUCUGGAGAAAACUCCAACGUAUGAAUAAUAAGAUUCCAUUCCUUUCAGUGAAGUUAAACCAAGAGUUGAAGUGUGCCGAUCCUUGAUUCCUGCAAAAUGUAUUGCUGUCAUCAUCAUCAUGGCCCCCGUCUGAGUUUCAGCACUAUUCUGGGUCUAAAUAUAUGUGGUUUGUCUUCUCCGUCAAAAGAGAUACCACUUCCACUCUUCCAACCGUCCUGUGACCGACUGUUUCAGAAUCCCGUUUAGAGGAUAUAAUGCCAUCCCCACUUCUGUAGCAGUGUCUAAAGUUCUAACUCGUCAGGUUUUAUUAUUUGAAAUGUUAUGCACAGAAAUUUUAUAAAGGAAAAAAGGCCAAAUACACAGAGAUAUAUUAUUUAUUUAGGAGAUUUCUACUUUUCUAGGAUCUAAAGUCCGGCUUUCCUGUCCCUUUGCUAGCCCAUUGUUUUCUCCUCUUUGGUGCUUAUCUGAGAACACUGUGAAGAUUGAAGAAACCCCAUAAAGGGUUGAAGAUAUAGUCAAGAAUCUGUGAAAAGCCAGAGCCUUUUUGAAUCCCCGUCUUAGAAAGCUAGAUCCUGAUGUCAAUACCCGAGAGAAGGAUUGGGUUAUAUAGCCAAGGUAGCAGUGGUUGGACCUCAAUCAGGUACGAAGAACUUCAAGAAGAUGAUGUUUGGGGCGGUUUCCAUGAAAGGAAUGAAUUCCCUCCCAAGGUUAAAGAGCCAUCAUCAUCCUCUACUCUAAAGCGCCUGCCAUCUUUGACCAAAAUGAUCCCGAGAUCCAACAAAAAUCCUAAUCACGAACCCAAAAUGACCCAACACUCUGCUCCUGUUAACAUACCCGAUUGGUCCAAAAUCUAUGGUGCCACUUCACAGGCCUCCUACAAUCCACGAUUUCUAGAUGGUCAUAAUCAAGACAAGGAAGGCGAUGGAUUCGUUAGAAGUGGUUGGAACAGUGACGAUGAAGAAGACAUAGACGGCGGGGGGCAGAUGGUGCCUCCACAUGAAUGGCUUGCUAGGAAGCUUGCAAGGACUCAAAUAUCAUCUUUCUCAGUGUGUGAAGGGGUUGGGAGGACCCUGAAGGGUAGAGAUCUAAAAAGAGUGAGAAAUGCAGUAUUGACCAAAACUGGUUUUCUUGAAUAACAUGCCACACUAUACCCUUUGAUUUCAAUAGUAAUGUUAAAAGUUAAAUUUGGUCCCCAUGCAA
Molecule: messenger RNA, 2988 nt
Organism: Ipomoea nil (Japanese morning glory)
Lineage: Eukaryota; Viridiplantae; Streptophyta; Magnoliopsida; Solanales; Convolvulaceae
Product: ATP synthase gamma chain, chloroplastic-like
Exons: 4
Coding region: 106-1233 (375 amino acids)
Biological process (GO): proton motive force-driven ATP synthesis
Cellular component (GO): chloroplast thylakoid membrane
Molecular function (GO): proton-transporting ATP synthase activity, rotational mechanism
Source: RefSeq, a predicted model, not a curated record